Molecule: messenger RNA, 3807 nt
Organism: Alternaria arborescens
Lineage: Eukaryota; Fungi; Ascomycota; Dothideomycetes; Pleosporales; Pleosporaceae
Exons: 8
Coding region: 1-3807 (1268 amino acids)
Biological process (GO): carbohydrate metabolic process
Molecular function (GO): chitin binding
Source: RefSeq, a predicted model, not a curated record
AUGCCCCAGAAUAUCAGCCACGAAUCAUCCGAAGAGUCAAGUCUCCUGCCCAACCUCUUCGACAAGAGACAGCGCGAAGAGGAUGGGAACGGAGGCCUCUUGUGCAGGAAUGGCCCUUGCCCCGACGGAAGUUGCUGCGGCCCUGCGGGAGUAUGUGGUUACGGUGAAGACUUUUGUGGUGUCGUCUGCACCAGCAACUGUGAUGCCGUAGCCAUGUGUGGCAACUUCUCCGAAGGAGGAAACACAAAGUGCGGCAUGAACCUGUGCUGUAGUUGGGGUGGAUGGUGUGGAACAUCUGAGGUUCACUGCAUCGGGCCAAACAAGUUCACACCGUGCCAGGAAGACUUUGGCUCUUGCGAGAUCAUCCGACCAAAGACAUGUGGUGAGGGCUCUGGAUCGACCAAAGGCCGGACCAUUGGUUAUUACCUGGCCUCCAAUAGCAGAGACCGUCUGUGCAACCGCGUAUUUCCCAAGGAUAUCAAUGCUGAGGAUUAUACCCAUCUCUUCUUCUCCUUUGCUUCCAUCGACCCUAAUACCUUCAGGAUCCGGCCCUGGGAUGACGCCGACAUCCCGCUCAUGGAAGAUUUUACGGCUCUCAACACAAACACUUGGAUCGCCGUUGGCGGCUACACGUUCAGCGACAACGGUACCACACACACGACUUGGAGUGACUUAUGUUCCACCGCUGAGAACAGGGCCGCCUUUAUUCAAUCGACUGCCGACUUCAUGGACAAGUACGGCUUCACGGGAGUCGAUCUGGACUGGGAGUACCCCGUGGAGCCGAAGCGAGGAGGCUCCAAGGGAGACACUGAAAACUUCACAAAGCUCGUCAGGGAGAUGAGAGAGGCCUACGGAAACAAGUACGGCAUCAGUUUGACUCUUGCACCAGACUAUUGGUAUCUUCGAUACUUUGACGCAGAGGGCAUGCAGCCAUAUGUCGACUUCUUCGGCUUCAUGGCUUAUGAUUUGCAUGGAUCUUGGGAUUCGGACGUCCUGACUUUGGGAUCUCUGGUCCGCGGCCAGGCAGAUGUGCGCGAGAUUUACAAUGAUCCCAGUUGCAACACACUCGGGUGUCCCUUUGCAGGCCCCAGCAAGCGGGCCGAGUGCACUGGCCAGGACGGAGUCAUGUCACUGCUUGAGAUCAAGAAGCUUAUCAAGGAAAAGAACCUUACGCCGCGCCUCAACACCGACUCGAUGAUGAAGGAGCUCAUCUGGGACGACCAGUGGAUCGGCUACGACGAUGAGGAGACACAUGAGAUGAAGCGCAAUUUUGCCAACAACCUAUGCUUCGGAGGCACUAUGGCAUGGUCCGUCGACUUCAACUCGGGCACUGGUGACGGUGACAGCGCCCCAAUUUCUACCGAUGGACGAUGCGGUCCCGAGAAUGGCGGCUUCAAGUGCGAGGGUAGUACAUUUGGUAACUGCUGCUCCUCGUAUGGUUACUGUGGAAGUGGCGAGACACACUGCGGGUCCGGCUGCCAGAGUGGAAAGUGUUUGACGGGACAGGAAACGACCGACGGAACCUGCGGCGCUUCGGCACACGGCUCCUUUUGUGGUCUCUGGCCCCAGGGCAGCUGUUGUUCGUCCUCGGGCUACUGCGGUGAUUCUGAGGGCCACUGUGGUAAGGGUUGUCAGAGCGGCGCCUGUCUCGAGGAGCCGUCAAACGGCAAGGGUUCCGGGCCAGUUUACAUUGCACCCGAGGUUUAUGACGAUCCAAACCCGGUUGCGUCGUGUUUCCCGCCGUGCACACUCAUCAUGCCCCCAUGGUCCCUUGACAAGCCGACGACCAUCUCCCGCCCUCCUGUCACCGUUUCAUACCUCGCUUCUUGGGACAUGACCGUGGUGACGACCAGCACCGUCAUUACACUGCCCCCUGUCACCACGACCGUGGUCGAAGUAUGGAACGUGAUAUGGAUCAACGGUGAAGAUGAGAGUGGAAAGAGUCAGACGACAGUGGGUCUCACGUCAAGCGUCGACUUCCCGCCAGUCACACUCACCAGGACCAGGGCGGGACAGACACCCGUCACCUGGACAUACUCGCCUGGGUCCUGGCCUACCAUUGAUUCAAACGAUGAUAACCCUUUCCCCCCUCCACCUCCCCCGCCUCCAGGUAAGCCAUCGUCCAUCACUGCCAUCAGGGGCCCGCCAAAGCCGACCUGUAAGCCUGGACAACAGUGUGGAAGUCUCUGCAAGGCUAAUUGCGGCCGUGGAGAAGAUGAGAAUACCAGUGGAGGCGGCGGAGGUGGUGGAGGCGGUGGGCGUCCUUGCAUUGGCGUCUGCGGCUGCAUUGGUCCCAUCUGCAACACUCCCAAUCUCAACUGCGUUGGCCCGCUCUGCCCACCCGGCAGUAUUGGUGGAGGAGGAAGUGGCGGUGGCGGCGGCGGUGAUCCUGACGAUCCGGACGAAGAAGACGACGAGGAUGAGGAAUGCACCACGAGAACCGUCACCGACCGCUGGGUUUCUUGUGACGCUCAGCGCACGACACAAUGCAAGACUUACUCCACCUCGCUCGUCAGCGAAUGCUCACGUACGGGUACAGCAACGACUACCACAGGCGGAAGCUGCCCAUUACCUACCUAUGACCCUGAUCUACUGGACAUUCAUGAUCAGAUUCCAAUAGGCGUAAGCCACACGCAGGGAACAACCGUCUACAACGGACAGACCGUGACGACUUGGGGCUGGAACAUCAACCCAUUAGGCGGCACUAAGCCACCUAACGGAGGCAACAGCAACGGAGGACAGGCCACGCGUACCACUGCACCACCAAUUCUCCCAGGCGCGCCCACGCUUCCGCCAGUCAAUCCGCCUUAUAGCGGUAGCGAGUGCAGCUCGUACCUGCACACGACCAUGUGUAAUGGCUCUGGUGGCGACAAGGCUUGUGUGACUCAAGAUCUCUGCGUCCCGACCAAGCCCUGCUACUCCACGUACUCUGCAAGAGGUACCCCUGCUUGUUCGGGCGAGUAUUCCAUCUGCCUGAGCACCACUGUCUUUACCAGAUGUGGGCUGGUAGGUGGCGUCGCUGCUCGUGCUGACGCUACUGCGGCUCCUUCGCCGAUAGGUGAAGGAAGUACCACAGCAGUCCUGUCAGUUCCUACAUCUGAACCCUACCAGCUGUCGGUACCGACCACAUCGACGCCAUCGUCGCAUCCUUCGUUCCCGACACAUCCCCAUCAUGGCCAUCCACAUCAUCACCACCAAAGGUCGGCUGGUAACGAAUUACGCGAGCUGGAGGUUUCAGUUCCAAACGCCCAGCAGAACCUCAGCAACGCCGCGAUGGGCGACUUGAGCCUCAUCUCUGCUCGUCAGAACAAUGAUUGUGGCGGUAGCGCCCAUGGGGGAUGCGACUACAUCCGCUUCUGCGCUUCAGGCAUGUGCGCCCAAACCGAAGAUGUUCCUUGCCUUCAAGCGCAUAUCAAAGCCCAUUUUGGCGUAACUUCCGGUAUCGACCUUGAAGCCACGAUCACGGAAGACGGUGUCCUCAAGUGCACAGCCACGCGUCAUUGCCCACUACUAUGGGACGACGACUGCGGCGGCGUCGACACCUUCGAAUGCGGCGACGACGGCAGUACGAUGAGUUUCAAGUACAACUUCGUCCGAUACUACAGUGGGAAGUACGAUCGAAAUUAUCCCCUGUACCUCGAACAAACUGUGAAUGAGCGGCUCGUUUUUUGCAUUCCCUACAAAGAAGUCCCGCCCCAAAGCCCAAAGCCAAAGUGUCUCUAUUUCUCUCUCUCUCCCAACCAGGCGCCCGAUAUAUACACACACAAAGUUCUCAUCAAACGCCACCGCAUCAUGCCACACACAUAA